AUGCCCAGUGCGAGCGCCCAGGGCUCGCUCGGGCUUGUGCGAGACGCCCGUCAGGAGCUGCGCUUGCCGCGGCUGCUUCUGCAGCACCUCAUCCUCCUUUUGCACCGCUGCCGGAUCACGGUCGCUGGGGGCGACCCGCCUGCAGCAGCCUUUGCCGAGAAACCCUCCCUCCUUGAAGCGGCAGCCCCUGCGAGUGGGCGGGGCCGAGGAGACCUAGGAGGGUUCAAAAGGAGGUGGAGGGAUACGCGGGCCGCAGUCGGAACUACUUUCAGGAGGAGGUCACGUGUGUUCCUAGUUGGGGAACUUUCCAAAUUCCCACUCCCCUAUGAUGGCUUGGGAGGCAAGUGCUUCGCCUCCUUCGCGCGGGGUGCUCCUGGCUGGUCCCGGUAGCGGGACCCCGAGCCUCCGGUCGCCGCGGAAGAGCAGGCUCAGACGGGCCUCCGGCCCAAGCACGGUCGGUGCUGGCGCCUGGGAAGCUGGUUACACAAGCACCCACAUUCAAGCACGUGCCCCCGCCUCCCCGCACCGCUGGCCGCGGUCGCCGAUUCUCGCAGACCACCGAGGGAGAGCUCCUGAGCCGGUCCCACCCUUCGCGUGCUACCUGCCGAGCAAGCUAAAGGGCCAAGACCCGAGAUCGGAGCUCCGGGUCGGCCAACACUGCGCGUUCCCAACCGUGGGAGAACGGGCUGGGCCCCUGGGGUCUGGCAUCUCCCUCGCUAGCGCCCUGCCCCUUAGGGCGAACCCUUCCGCGCUGUGCUCACAGGGCAAAAGGGUAUCUGCUGCAGCAGCCCGCUGCUUGAAUUCACCAGUGUUGCAACAAACUUCCAGUCACUACCCCAGAGCUGGUGAGCGCGCCCCGCCUACUGUAGACUCAGCCGAGUGACUUAUCUGGUCCGAGAACCUAGUCAAUGGCCGUCAGCCCAGAACAAACCUGUCAAGUCUGCCUACAGCCCCGAUUGGUUGACCUGUCCCCGUGAGAGAGCUGGUUCAGAAAUUCUGAGAACUGGAGCGCAUUGCCCUGACACUGAUCAGCUGCAAAGUGAGUUGUCCGGUUUCUGCUUGAAGAGAAUGAGCACCCCAUCAACACGAAUCUAGGAAUUUCUUCCUUUUCCUUCCCCUGUGAAGUAGAACUCAAGCAGACAGUUGAGUCCAAAGUAUCGGAGUUGAAACCUAGGCUGAGGCGCUGGAUCGUUUUUCUUUUCUUUUUUUUUUUUUUCUUUCUUUCUUUUUAAAAAUCUGGGAGAAUGGAACCAAUUUGCAUGUGUAUUGCAGUAAUUGUGAGUAGGUGCCUAGGAAGGUCUAAAAGGAUUUAUUCGGUGUCGGAGAAAGAAGAUUGCACAUCACGGUUGCAGGCAGCCCCUUUAAGACUAGAAACCCCAAGAGAGCUUGCUUAGAAGCCACAGGCCAUUACCUAAUUCCAGGACUACUAAUUAAACCAGGGAUAUUUACAGUGUUCUUACAGAUCUCUGAGGCUCCAUAACACUUUGCAUUUAUAUACAACAUCCUUUUAAGAUAGCUCUGCAGGAGUUAGCAACCUGCUGAAGCUUCAGUGUGGAUAUUCAUUGGAGGCUGUUUUCAUGCAUGGCCCUGGUCAGCUUGCAGGAGGUGGAGGCCACAAGUGGAAAAGGAAAGGGGGUGGGGUGGUAAUCUGGAAAGAGUAGGAGAAAGGCCUCCGUUUGGUUUCCAAAAAUGAAAAUCCUGUCCACACCACCUAGGUUGAGCCAGAGAUUUAUUUUACAAAUAACCAAUGAUAAGGAGUCCCUGAUUUCUAGAUGUUUCACAAGAUUGCAGGGUAAGAAACUGAGCUGUGUGUGCCCCCAUUGAGUAGCAAAUACCAGUUGGUGCGGAAAGGGAAAAUGAGGAGGACGGUAAAUGAAGGGAGAUAGAUUGGGAAGGGGUAAAAUGCCCCACCUUUCUUUCUCUGGUUGCUGGUCUUGUCUCCAGAGUCCCUGCUGUUAGCGUGCCCUACUUUGCCCCUCCCCUGGAGCCUACCCUUGUAAGGAUUAGUCGCACAGCCUCUGCGAAGUUCUGAAAUCCACUUCCUGGGAAGGAAAUGGGUUCAUUCCUGCCCCUUAGGCCUGAGGAGAGAGGAUGCUUUUCCAUUCCCAUGGCACAGAGUUAUUCCAGAGCAGAGACAGUGUGCACCACCAGCACCAAAGUGUUGGAAUGUAAGACUGGCCCACGGCACUCCCACUAGCAGAGGGAAGAAAAUGGGACCUGAGUUUGCUGCCUCUCUGCACAUGCGGUCCCUCUACUUCUCUCUAGUGGUGAAUGAAAGGAUCACCGCUGUUGGCUGACAUCUGGCCAGCCUGACGGCAAUAUCAGGUAGUUACUAGGAGUCACUGCAUAAAAACCUCCACCCCUUCCCAGUGUUCAUUAAAUAGGCUCCUGAAGGAAAUUUUGUUUUCGAUUUUUAUUUUCCUUCACGUCUUCCUUCUACCCAAGAGAUCUCCUUACCCAAGUGGUAGAGCUGAAACCUCUAAAUAGCUG
Panthera uncia (snow leopard) is the source of this 2490-nucleotide messenger RNA. It is a transcript of the gene KLLN, whose product is annotated as killin, p53 regulated DNA replication inhibitor. The record is from RefSeq and is a predicted model, not a curated record. Lineage: Eukaryota; Metazoa; Chordata; Mammalia; Carnivora; Felidae.